Molecule: messenger RNA, 1088 nt
Organism: Leucoraja erinaceus (little skate)
Lineage: Eukaryota; Metazoa; Chordata; Chondrichthyes; Rajiformes; Rajidae
Product: BAG family molecular chaperone regulator 1-like
Exons: 7
Coding region: 117-740 (207 amino acids)
Biological process (GO): protein stabilization
Cellular component (GO): cytoplasm; cytosol; membrane
Molecular function (GO): protein-folding chaperone binding; adenyl-nucleotide exchange factor activity
Source: RefSeq, a predicted model, not a curated record
CGCCCGGGACCGGGCCUGGGACUGCCCCGCACAAAGAUGGCGGCCGCUCCGGAGCUCCUUCAGGUCCGCGCGGCCCAUCAUUUCCGCCACGACGCCGGUGUGGGCGCGGAGCAGCGAUGGCCGGCGACGUGGUGGGACUGACUCUGAUACACGGUAGUUCGAAACAUAAGAUCGAGAUUGCAGCAGAACGGGAAGGCGGUGAGCCAACGCUACAGGACAUGGCAGCAGUCAUUGCGCAAGUUACCGGGGUACCCCAGCAAUUGCAGAAACUGAUCUGUAAAGGUAAAUCUCUUAAAGAGAUGGAACAACCAUUGUCAGUUCUUGGUGUUAAAAAUGGCUGUAAAAUAAUGAUGAUUGGUAAAAAGAACAGUCCAGAGGAAGAAGCUGAAUUAAAGAAGUUAAAGGAGUUGGAAAAAUCUAUAGAACAGUUAUCACGUAAGCUUGAAGAAAUUAACGUGGAGCUGACAGGCAUUCAGAAUGGGUUCCUAGCCCGUGAUCUUCGAUCUGCUGCAUUAAGUAAAUUAGAGAAGAAAGAGAAAAGCAUAACCGAACAGUAUAUGAGGUUUCUUGAACAGAUUGAUGCUAUGAAUUUGCCAGAUGAAUUUACUGACUGCAGGCACAGAAGAAAAGGUCUAGUGAAGAAUAUCCAGACUCACUUGGCCCGGUGUGAUGUCAUUGAAACACACAUCUCACAAGAAAUGGAGAAACUUCAAUCAAAGAAUCUUGCUCUUGCUGACUGACGUUUUGAAAAUAAUGCAGUUAUAAGCCUGCCAAUCUACAGAACCUAAAUUAUUUACAAACUGGUGUAAAUAAUAAUUUGAAAGCAGGAAACUUUGCAAUAAAUGUAACCAACUACUUUCCUGGACAAUAAUCUGUGUCUAUUCUAAUUUUGUCUUCUAUUCUGACUCCUUAGAUUACUUCUGUUCCUGGGUUUAUUGUAAAAAAUAUCUCUGUGCUAGUUAUGUCCAAUACCUGAACUCACGACCAAAGAAAAUGUCACCAUUGCUUUUAUUGUAGCAGUAUGUUAGUGUAUACAUAUAGUAAUUCAAAAUACAAUCUGCAUUUAAUAAAAUAUUUCAUUUUAUUAA